Molecule: messenger RNA, 708 nt
Organism: Lindgomyces ingoldianus
Lineage: Eukaryota; Fungi; Ascomycota; Dothideomycetes; Pleosporales; Lindgomycetaceae
Exons: 1
Source: RefSeq, a predicted model, not a curated record
ACCCGUUUCGCAACACUCUCCCUCUAUGGCGCCGACCAACUCCGCUUCUUUCUGUUCCCCACUAGGCUCGAAUCGCUUAUUCGCGCAACAAUUCUCUCCUCCUGGCCCCGAGGCAUCUCCUCCUCCUCCACGACCUCCGUAUACCUCGACUUCAGGCUUAAAGGGCUCCCCUGGGGCACAAGCACUACUGAGAUGAGGCUCAUCCGUAACGCCAUGGGAGAUUAUGGAGUCGAGCAGAGCAUCCAAUCUAAGCGACUUGUCUGCUCAAUAUUGGCGGCUUUGCGUAGGGAGGGAUGGAUGUUAACGCUGACUACAGACAUUAGCAAAUCGCCCCAUGAUAAAGACACGCUCGUAUUCCAACACCAGACCCCAGCUCCUGCGCCUUGCGACUGGAUCUCCAUUGCCUUCUCCGGAACCAACCGUCUCCGAUUCAUCGACGCGCCAAUGGAACUCUGCGAAGCCGUGAUAAAGCGGUUAGGGAAAGCAGUCGAAAAGCACAAACGUAUUCCGCGAGUAGAAGGUGCGUACGAACUAAAAUUGCAAGGUGUUGGAUGGGGCGUAUUGGUUGACGAUCUGAAAACAAGAUGGUUGGUAAUGGAUUUGUUGGAGGUUAUGGAAGACUGGGGUUGGAGCGUUUAUGCAAGCGUGGAUCAAAAGCUAGGAUUUGAGGAUAAGGAUUCUUGGCAUUGUUAUAGGGUAAAUGGGUAA